This is a messenger RNA of Aureobasidium vineae, 1065 nucleotides long. NCBI's taxonomy places the organism in Eukaryota, Fungi, Ascomycota, Dothideomycetes, Dothideales, Saccotheciaceae. The record is from the annotation of a GenBank genome assembly.
AUGCCCGUCCCAAUUCUCAGCGAACCUCCCGGUAAACCCGACUCCAGCUACGUGCUCCCCGUCUUCAAUGGCGAACUCUGGACAAUCCCCACCUCAAACUCGGUCAUGCGCAUGCUCGUCACCGAAAAAGAAUCCAAAGGCGACUUUGCCGUGGUAACCACAGGCGGCCAACACGACAACCCAAUCGGCUUCCACUACCACCGCGAUGCCCACGAUGUAUUCCUCUGCACCAAAGGAAGCAUGAACGUCUGGGCCAAUGAUUCUGCUCGCACACUGCUACCUGGCGAUUUUGCCUCCGUGCCNCCCAAUGUGGUGCAUCAAUACCAAAUUCUGGGCACACACACCGAGUUUGCAGGUCUCAUUGUUCCCGGCGGCUGGGAAGAGUUUUUCAGAUUCAUUGGCGAGCCAUUCGCUACUUCGCCCAUGGGACCUCUGUUCCCUACCCGCGACAACAGAAACCCCAUGGAGGUGUUGGUCCCCAAACUCAUCGCCGCAACCGAGAAAUUCGACAUGGUGCCUAAGCGCGACCACAAAGGUGCUGAACCCACUCUGUGCACACAAGAAGACAGCAAACUCAGCAACUCGGCAACAACACCAUACUUCCUCAAGUCAGAUGCAGGACCUAGGUAUGCAAGUGGUGGCUUGCUCGUAAAACCUCUCUGCCAAAAGGCAGAUUCGAAUGGCAAAUUCAGCAUUGCAAGACUCGAGGGUUCGGCAGCGAUAAAGUCGCAGUACUUGGCUUACAAUACUCUCACCUUUGCCACCUCGCACCACUGCUUCUUGGUCGAUAUGGGAAGCUUCCGCUUGACUGUCGCUGGCCAAGGCUCAGAGAUUAGUGCUGGAGAGACCAUUUUUGUUCCUGCGGGUCAGGAGUUCACCCUCGAAGUUGCGAGCAGAUAUGCUGCAUUGUAUGUAUUCACCAACGGAGGAGGCUUAGUAGAGUUGUUGGUGGGUAUGGGCAAGGAAUACCAGAGCCAGAUCAUUGCCGAAGACUUCCCCACCGAUGCUGGUGAGGUUGAUGGACUUGCGGAGAAGGUCGGUGUCAAGGUCGGAGAGACUUCCUGA